Molecule: messenger RNA, 1017 nt
Organism: Lodderomyces elongisporus
Lineage: Eukaryota; Fungi; Ascomycota; Pichiomycetes; Serinales; Debaryomycetaceae
Gene: PIR32
Product: Pir32p
Exons: 1
Coding region: 1-1017 (338 amino acids)
Biological process (GO): fungal-type cell wall organization
Cellular component (GO): fungal-type cell wall
Molecular function (GO): structural constituent of cell wall
Source: RefSeq, a predicted model, not a curated record
AUGUUCCAUUUAUCAGUGCUGCUCCCAUUUGUAUUUCUCUUAUACAAAACUCAAGCUUACUAUAUCCCAGCUAGUGGCGGGGACUGGACAAAAUUAAAACCAUGCAGUGGUAAUUUACCAGGAAGCUAUGUAAAUUUACCUUUUGAAUUUGGUAUUAUUGUUAAUCAAUACCACGUAGAAAAUUCAGGAAACGAUUUUUUGUUAGAUGGACUCGAGAUUGGUUCUUACAAUGAAAAUUUGGAAACAACCACAAUCAUGACAAAUACAGUAAUUUCAACACCUAAAGCCAAGUUAACCAGAAAUAUUGCUUUUCAAAUCAACGAUGGACAAGUUUUGAAUAAAGCUCCUGGGCAAGAAUGCAGCAAGCAUUCUCUUAAUCACAGGUUUAGCUGCGAUGCUGGAGAUACUGGCGUGAUUAAUGACAAUCGCCAUAACGAGCAUAUAACAAGCAACAACAAGGAUAUACUUUUGAAAUUACCAAGCACUAAUGCAGUCAAUGAAGCUCAAGAACCUUUAUGUAACAAGGAAGUUCAAAGUGACAAUAAAAUAAAGAAAACCAACAAUAAAGAGAGAAAACAAGGUAACGGUCUUCUUAUGCAAUAUGGCCUAUAUAAAAAAGUUUAUAAAAAGGAAAGAGAAGAUGGCGAGGAAACACCAGAAGCUUGCAAAAAAGGUCACAGCAAAUUUAUCACACCUACAAAUUUGGUUGCGUGUUAUACAGAUUCAAGUUUGAGAAUGAAGUUGGAGGAUUCAAUAUUGAGAGAUUCAAAAGGUAGAAUAGGAUGUAUUGUUUCCAACCACCAAUUCCAGUUUGAUGGUCCAGUUCCUCAGCAUGGUGCAAUUUAUGCAGCUGGUUGGUCAGUCACCAUGGAUGGAAAAUUAGCUUUAGGUGAUUGUACAAAGUUUUACCAAUGUGCCACAGGAGAAUUCUACAAGUUGUACAAUCAACAAAUCGGACCUCAAUGUCAACCAGUCACGUUGGAAACUGUUGAAUUGAUCAAUUGCGGAGGUGAGUAG